AAACUAGCUCUCACAUUCUGAUAUAGGUAGUCAACAACAACAGCAGCGUCAGCAAUAGCAGAGUAUCUUUUUUUCGUUUGAAAUUUGUUUUAUUUCUAAUCAGGUGACCUGUUUCAAGUCGGUUGACGGUGUUCGCUGGUUGUUGGUUGCUGGAAUUACUUGUUAACAUAUCACGUCUACAAGUGUCUGUUGUUGUUGCUGAAAAACAAGAGCUACUGUCUAACGCACAAUGGGUACCGGUGGCGUCAAUUACACCCCUCCCGAAUGGAUAACUGCCGAGUUUAUACAGGAUGUCCUGAAGGAAUAUUUCAAAGAUGACAGCUUGGAGGUGCAUGAAAUUGUUGUUAAAAGUGCUUCUGCUGGGGCGGAAAGGGGUAGUGGCUUUGCAAGUGAAAUGCAUAGAGCCAUCUUUAAUUUGAAAAGGAAAGAUGUGACCGGUAAAUUUUCCGUCAUCGUUAAGGAUCACCCCAAAGGCUUUACCGGUGUUGUGGCCCACAAGAGUAAACUAUUCAAGCGUGAGAAAAUGGCCUACAAAGAAAUUCUGCCCAGAAUUGAAGAACUAUUGGCCUCCAUAGGGGAUACCACCAAAAUUGCCCCUGCUUGUUAUUAUACCACGGAAACCCCACAGCCUUUUCUAAUUUUGGAAGAUAUGCAAGUUACGGGAUUUGAAAACUUUGAAAAAGGACGCUUGCUCAAUUUAGAUCAUGUACUACCCACCAUAGAAAAAUUAGCCAAAUUACAUGCCUGUUCGGCUAUUAUAGCAAAAGAAAAUCCCAAAAUUAUGGAAUUUUUUGAAGAGGGACCCAUAUCCCGUAAUCCAGAUCGAAAGGAUUUCCUCACAUUCUUUCCCGUUAAUAUACGCUGUGUGGCUGAAGAGCUUUCGCAUUGGAAGGGCUAUGAGGAGAUAACGGAAAAAAUGUUUAAAUUGGCUGAAAAUGUGCUACAAUCAGCUGUGGAAAUGUAUGAAUCACAUGAGCAAGGUUUUCGGGUAUUCAAUGUAGCCGAUUUGUGGGUGGAUAAUCUAAUGUUCCACUUAAAUAAUGAAACCAAAGAUCCGGACAAUGUGGUGUUGCUAGAUUUCCAAUUGUCCUAUUAUGGUUCCCCAGCCAUGGACUUGAAUUACUUCCUUUAUGGAUCUCUAAAUGAAAAUGUUCGCAAAGUCCAUUUGAAAUACAUAAUACGAGAAUAUCAUCGCAUUUUCAAAGAAACUUUAGACAAAUUGCAUUAUGAUGGUUAUAUACCCUCACUGAAGGAACUUACCAUUGAACUCAUUAAGAAUAGCCUGCAGGCUGUCAUAGCGGCCACUUGUCUGACACCCAUUAUCUUCAUGGAAAAGGAUGGUUUUGAAAAUCUAGAAAAUCUUGCCUCUCGCACCGAAGAGGGUGACCAAAUAAGGCGACAAAAUGUAGAAAAUCCCAAGUAUAGAGCAUUCCUUCAACGCACUGUCAAAGAGUUUGAAUUGAGCGGUUUCUUAGAUCUUUAAAACGUUUACAAAUGUUAGCAUUUAAGUUAAUUUUUGUUCAUUGUGUUGUUGUUUCAUUGCAAAUGUAUUUUUGAAAAGGUUUUGAUUUUUAAAGGAA
This is a messenger RNA of Stomoxys calcitrans (stable fly), 1580 nucleotides long. RefSeq lists its product as uncharacterized. The record is from RefSeq and is a predicted model, not a curated record. The transcript has 4 exons. NCBI's taxonomy places the organism in Eukaryota, Metazoa, Arthropoda, Insecta, Diptera, Muscidae. Bases 230 to 1483 code for a protein of 417 amino acids.